Molecule: messenger RNA, 1488 nt
Organism: Phytophthora megakarya
Lineage: Eukaryota; Oomycota; Peronosporomycetes; Peronosporales; Peronosporaceae
Source: the annotation of a GenBank genome assembly
AUGCUGCUCGUUAUCUCGCUGUUGGACGACCUCGACGUCGACGUUGCGAGACUGAUUGUCUGUGGGGACUCCAAUCUGGUGAUACGUCAGAUGCGGGGCGAGAUGGACUGCAAGUCGCCCGGGCUGAAGCUGUUGAGAGCGCAAGCAUGGAACGCACUACGAGGAUGGCCCCAACAUGAAUUCCUCCACAUCAGGCGGGACUGGAACGUGAGCGCAGAUAUGUUGGCUGGGCAAGCUCUCCAGCGCCAGCAAGACAAGAAUUCCUACAACAUGGGAGAGUUGGAAGAUCUGAGGACCUUGCACCGGUUGGGAGAAGUGGUGCGCCCGACGACGCACGAUGCAGAAGGCGACGAUCACGUCUUGAAGGCUGAGACGCGCGGUCUAGACGAUCCCGUUUCGGAAGCUGAGACGCGCGAUCUAGAUGACGUAGGACGCGGGACAAAAAAAGUUUGUCCCGUGAUCACGCGCUCACGGGACGCGCAGAAUCCAGCGCCGAGGAGACCACUGGAAGUCCUGAAAGUGCUCGAGGUACAACGACUCCGUCUUGAUCGAGUCUGCACUGCGCAGGAAGAGGAGGCUUGGAUCGCCAACCUCAAGAAGUUCUUAGACGGAGACAUCAGCGGAUUGUCCAGACGCGAAGCGAAGAACUGCCCCAAGAUAGCGGAGCAGUACGAAGUCGGGGAGAGCGGUUUACUGUACUACCACGUACGUGGGAGCGAGGCCGCCGAGAAUCGGGAUACGAUCAUGAAGCUUGUCGUUCCAGAGACUCUCCGAGAAGACGUAUUGCACCAUUACCACGCGAGUUUGGAGGGCGGACAUCAGGGUAUCGGCAGAACGUAUCAGCGGAUACGACGACAUUUCCAUUGGCCCGGGUUGUUCAAGAGCGUGCAGCGCCACGUUGGGGAAUGCGUCGACUGUGAGACGGGAAAGGGCCGUCCCACGAUCCGGGGAGAGUCGCCGGGCAACAUAGUUGAGAUAUACCCGUUCCAAGUCGUGGCGAUGGAUCAUAUCCCGUCACUACCGGCAUCGCACAAGGACAAUACGGAGCUCCUGGUCUGGGUAGACCUCUUCACAGGUUUUGUGAUCGCAAAGGCAAGCGCGUCUCGAACGGCUCAAACCGUCGCGGAAUCGUACGAGGAAGCCGUCUUCAGACGAUUUGGCGCCAGCGAAGCGAUUCGUCACGACCGCGAGCCCGGUUUCAUGUCGGAUUUUUUCAAGGCCUUCAAUGCCUUCAACAAGCUGAUGGACCAGCGGCAACGUGCGACGCUUGCGUACCGUCCGCAAGCAAACGGGACGGCAGAACGCAUGGUGCAGACCAUUACGAGAGCCAUCAAGAUGUACAUUGCCGAUAUAGAUCAACGUGACUGGGACCAAUACGCUGAACGACUGACGUACGCGCUUAACACAGCUCACGAUCGAACGAUGAACGAGACCCCGUUUUUUCUCGUGCACGGCUGGGAUCCGCGGUCCACGUUGGAAGCGACAUAG